Messenger RNA from Morone saxatilis (striped sea-bass), 2260 nucleotides. RefSeq names its product primase and polymerase (DNA-directed) (gene primpol). Lineage: Eukaryota; Metazoa; Chordata; Actinopteri; Moronidae. Gene Ontology annotation, biological process: error-prone translesion synthesis; response to UV; mitochondrial DNA replication. The transcript has 13 exons. Gene Ontology annotation, molecular function: chromatin binding; DNA-directed DNA polymerase activity. The record is from RefSeq and is a predicted model, not a curated record. Gene Ontology annotation, cellular component: mitochondrial matrix; nucleus. The coding region runs from base 207 to 1823 and encodes 538 amino acids.
GUUGUAGGAUGUCAGGAGGACCACAGUUCAAGUAUCCACUGUGAUACAUCUGUGAAGUGUCCUUGAGCAAGUCACUGAAUUUCUACCAUCUCCAGGGCGCUGCACUGUAGCUGACUUCCAACCUUGGUUUGGAAGUAGACAAACAAUGAACCUGUGGGUGCAAUAAAGGGUCACAUACAGUGUAAGUUGUUUAGAAGCUCUUGAAGAUGAAGAAGUGGGGAGACAGACUGAAGAAGGUUGAGCAGCUCGCUCAAUCGUUCCAGCUGAAUCCUCUGGCCUCGCACUACAAACCUCGACUGUGGCCGUGCCAGCCUUCCUCCGUAUGGAAGCUUUUCCCUCGCCAAAUUAUGGCGAUCAGCUUCGCACAGAGCUGCAAAGAGGCUGUACAUGUGUUUGCACUUGAAAAAGAAAAGACCCCCCUGGGUCAAAGGAUCUACCUGGUUACCAGUUACAGUGAGCUGUGGCAUUACUACAGGACUUACACACAGUCCUUGAUGCACUGCUAUGAGGUGAUACCAGAGGGCGCUGUUUGUAAGCUUUACUUUGACUUGGAGUUCCACAAGCCCUCAAACAAAGGAGCUGAUGGGAAGACUAUGGUGUCUUCACUUAUCCAGUAUGUUUGUGACAAGCUGAUGGAAGUUUAUGGGGUUGAAUGCACCACAAAAAAUGUCCUCAAUCUUGACUCCAGCACGGAAGAGAAGUUCAGUCGACAUCUCAUCUUCAAUCUCCAAAAUGCAGCUUUCAAAGACAACAUACAUAUGGGUAAGUUUAUCCAUGCAAUUCUUCAACCAGUCCUGAGCAAAAGUGGAUGUUCCCCGGAUGCUGGGAUGAAUUCAUUGGAAGAAAACAGCGAAACACGGACACAUGCUGUUUCUGGGGAGAAGUCGGCCAAAGCAGGUGAGGUAGCUGAAAGUCCACAGACCAAGAAACGCAAGUUGGAAGAGAGAGACCUCGGGUUCCUCCGGGUGAAAAACAAGGAUGGCCAAGACAGUCUCUUUGUUGAUCUUGGUGUUUACACCAAGAACAGAAAUUUCCGCCUUUACAAGUCAUCAAAAGUGGGGAAAAAUGCUGCAUUCACGGUGGCAGAUGACAACAAGUUUAUUGCCAAACCUGAGAAGGGAAUUUCUGUGGAGGAGAGUGUAUUCUUGGCUUCCUUGGUCUGUAAUUUAAGUUUUACAGGUCAGAGAAUUCUUACUUGGGAUGUCCCAGAAACAAAGGAAGCCAAAACCUUGAGGUCCCCUUGCCAGCAGGGAUCAGCCACAAAUUCAGACUCACUUUCUGGCUGCCUGUCGUCUCCUCAUCAAGAAGUGGACAGCUUUGUAUUAACUGUGGUUAAAAAGGACGACAUACACGGAAGCAUCAGACGAUGGAACUACUUUGCUGCUGAACAACUGCUUGUCUACGACAUCGCAAAAUACCGCUGGUGUGAGAACGUGAAACGGUUUCAUAAAAGCAACAACAUCAUGAUCGUUGUGGAUCUCAAAGAGGAAGUGUGGUACCAGAAGUGUCACGAUCCUGAAUGCAAGAACUUCAGGUCCUUAAGUUACCCACUGCCCCAGGAGAUCUGUUUCAGCUACAUCAUGACCCUGGAUGACGAAGACCAAGCUUACUUAAUGGACGAUGCUGGCAACAUUGAACCCAGCCAGAGACCAAACCUGGUCCAACAGAGCCCAGUGUGUCCAGAGGAGGAACCUGCUGAUGUGUGGGGAGACGGACAGGAUGACCAGGACUAUUUAGAGAGCCUGGAUGACUUUGAAGAAAACAACGGGGAUGUCUCUGAUCAGCUUCUGCUCAAAUGUAUGGAAGAUUUUGAUUCCAAGUAGACGGUGAGGUCUAAUGUUUUGCACUGGCUGUACAGCAAAGAUAAUGGUAAUCCCUUACCAUUAAGUCCUCCUAUUUAGAAUUUUUAAGCAGCGUAAAAUGAGUGAAAUGUAAUAUGAGAAAUAAUUUAACAAUUUAUGUACAUUAACACUUCAUAUUUUUUAAGCUUUAUAUUACUAAAUUAGUGUUAUAAAACAUUUAAGAAAUGUUUAAAUACUGCUUAUAAAUGAUAAGUAGCGGGACCUUAAAGUGUUGCCAAGAUACACAGAUUAAUGCACUUUAUUGACAAUUUCCCAUUAUAAAAGACAGAAACUGAAUACCAAAGUUUUGGAAGAAAGUAUUUAUUUGGUACACUUGACAAAUAAAGCUACUGUACUUAAAUCUAGCACAAAACUGCACCUUUGCCCUUUUCAUAUCAUAAGUCUUUAAAAAAAAAAAA